Nakaseomyces glabratus is the source of this 1527-nucleotide messenger RNA. It is a transcript of the gene MRX12, whose product is annotated as Mrx12p. The record is from RefSeq and is a predicted model, not a curated record. NCBI's taxonomy places the organism in Eukaryota, Fungi, Ascomycota, Saccharomycetes, Saccharomycetales, Saccharomycetaceae.
AUGUCGCUGGUUCAGAGACGUCUGUUUGGCAGUGCGAAGUUGCUCUGCUCGUAUGCCAAGUUGCUCAACAGACCGCAUUUCAAGCCCUUGAAGGAGACUUUAUCCAAGGUGGACACGGUAGAUGUAUCUGCGGCUAGACAAAUUGUAAAUCUGCUCGAGAAACUGGAUGUGUCGGCUCGGGACCAGGCCGCUGUUCACAACGACAUCCUCGCGACCUUGGUGAAAGACAACUAUGGUAUCUCCAAUGUACAUUUGAAGGCAUUGCAGGACCUCUCCGUGCAGCCUUCCAAGGAGGCGCUGCUAGAGUUGAUUAGGAGUAACCCUGGCAGGGUGGACAGCAGUUGGGACUUGUUCGUGAAGUACAGAGGUACUGAAGUCAGUGACGAUAUUGUCCACGCAGUGAUACAGAAGAUUAUCCAGAUGGAUCAAGCCAUGAUCGCUGAUGGGAAACAUAAUUUGGAUGUGAACGACAUUGCACAGAUCGUUAUCCUUCUGGAAUCCUUGAGCGACAAAACCGCACUAGAUCCACAACUAUAUGAGUCAUUUCUAAACGAUAUCUUCAGGGAACAACUAUCAUGCUUACUGCCACUAGCCUUAAGUUUAGCCGAGGUAGACUCUAAGGUACUCAAGGAAAAGCUAGUGGAUGCUACCGAUAUCCAGUUUAUACAUUUACUUGAAAAAAUUGAUCCUCAGAGCAUUGUAAAUGAUGAAGAACUCUUACUGUUGUCCUUAGAUAGACUCAAGCCUAGCACGUCCGCUACAGAGACAGAAAUAGAAACAAAAAAUAAAGGUCUCUUAUUAGAGGCCAUCGAAAAUGCUAGGACAGUAUCUAAACUACCCUUCGAACAUACAUUACUUGAUGAACCAUUAGAAGACAAAAAAGCUAAACUUUUCUCACAGAUUACUGGAGAAGUGCAGAACAAUAAGUUGGAUGAAACUAAUAUUCAACUUGCUUUAAAGCUUUUACGAAUAGUUGGUCUGGAGAUUGGGGAUGUGAAAUUAGCUUUGGAAAUGUACCAUAACUAUUUGAUCAAAUAUGUAUCUCACUCAGAAGAACUGAUGUUUGAAGCUUUCUUAAUGCUGUCGUACCAAGCGGUUAAAACAAACAACAAACAAUUACAGCAAUAUUCUGAAGCUUUUAUUCCUGCCAAUUUAGAUAUUCGAGACAGCCUUUACACCAAGUUUUUAUGCGGAUUAAUUUUAUCAAAAUCAAAAUUCAGCAUGGACGAUGCUUUAGAGCUGUACAACGAUAAAAACCAGGUUAUUAGUAAAACAGCGGACGAACACACUUUGAAGUCUCCAUUUGAUAGAGUAACCGAGUGUCUUAUCAUGGGUUAUAUGUUAAACAGGGACAUCGAUUUUGCUAGAGUCAUAUUCCAAGAAGCCAUGGGCCAAAAACUGUUUUCUGGUACCACGAUCACAAAGUCAAUAAAAAGCCAUAUGGCUGAAUAUGGUGAAGCUACCGAGAAGGGUACCAUACAGGAAUCGAUGGAAAAACGCAUUUUAGAUUAUUUAUGUUCUAUUUAA